AUGUCACGAUUCAUUCUUUCUUCGAGCAGCCGUCUGUUCACAAAAAGAGCUUCUCCAACUAUCAAGAAGGCAUUGUUUUCUACUACGUUUUCCAAACUAAAUCAACAAACUGAUAAAAAAAUAACCCACUUUGGUUUUCGAGACGUUGCAGAGGAAGAAAAAGAAUCUCUCGUGCACAAUGUCUUUGCCAAUGUUGCUAGCAAGUACGAUGUUAUGAACGAUGCCAUGAGUUUAGGAAUUCACCGUAUAUGGAAGGACGAAUUUAUUCGUGCUAUGGCACCUGGUCCAGGCACAAAACUCUUGGACGUCGCUGGUGGAACAGGUGAUAUUGCACUUCGCUUUUUAGAUUACUGUAGAAACGUACAUAAUGACAGCACAGCUACUGUACAAUUAGUUGAUAUCAACCCACACAUGCUUGGUGAAGGGGAGAAGCGAUUCCAAAAAACACCUUAUGCCAACACUAAUCAAGCGAGCUUUUUGGUUCAGAAUGCAGAAAAUCUGGUGGAUAUUCCAGAUGAAAGUGUUGAUGUAUAUACCAUUGCCUUUGGUAUCCGUAACUGUACUCAUGUUGAUCGAGUGGUCAAGGAAGCUUACAGAGUGUUGAAGAAAGGUGGUCGCUUUAUGUGCUUAGAAUUUAGUAAAGUAGAUAAUCCAUUGAUUGGAAAGAUCUAUGAUAUCUACUCAUUUGAUGUUAUUCCUGCAUUAGGUCAGGUCAUUGCUGGUGAUCGUGAUUCAUACCAAUAUCUUGUAGAAAGUAUCCGUAAAUUCCCUCCUCAAGACGAGUUUGCUCAAAUCAUUCGUGAUGCUGGAUUCAAAACAAUUGGCAGUGGCUAUGAGGAUCUUACAUUUGGCGUGGCUGCUAUCCAUAGUGGCUUUAAAAUUUAA
This is a messenger RNA of Rhizopus microsporus ATCC 52813, 885 nucleotides long. RefSeq names its product ubiquinone/menaquinone. The coding region runs from base 1 to 885 and encodes 294 amino acids. NCBI's taxonomy places the organism in Eukaryota, Fungi, Mucoromycota, Mucoromycetes, Mucorales, Rhizopodaceae. The transcript is spliced from 5 exons. Gene Ontology annotation, biological process: ubiquinone biosynthetic process. Gene Ontology annotation, molecular function: methyltransferase activity. The record is from RefSeq and is a predicted model, not a curated record.